Messenger RNA from Aspergillus fischeri NRRL 181, 1665 nucleotides. It is a transcript of the gene glr1, whose product is annotated as glutathione-disulfide reductase GLR1. The record is from RefSeq and is a predicted model, not a curated record. The coding region runs from base 1 to 1665 and encodes 554 amino acids. The transcript is spliced from 3 exons. Gene Ontology annotation, cellular component: mitochondrion; cytosol. Gene Ontology annotation, molecular function: NADP binding; flavin adenine dinucleotide binding; glutathione-disulfide reductase (NADPH) activity. Gene Ontology annotation, biological process: cell redox homeostasis; glutathione metabolic process; cellular response to oxidative stress. NCBI's taxonomy places the organism in Eukaryota, Fungi, Ascomycota, Eurotiomycetes, Eurotiales, Aspergillaceae.
AUGCUCUCCCGCUCCUCGCUCCACAUUCUGCUUCCAGCUCAAGCAUUCAAACCUCGCGUGCCGCAACUGAUCCGUUCAUCAACUAUCGUUCAGUCUGCUCGAGUCAUCUCUACAGUUGCAGAUCGACGAACCAAAUCUGCGACUCGAAAACUGGAUUCUCCCACUCUGAUUUCCAAGACAGCGCCCCGUCUCGCCUCUCUCUCUCGACACUUUUCAUCGACUGCGGUUGCAGCGGACUCCAGCAACAUGGCUCCUACGGACGUUCAGCAGUAUGACUAUAUUGUUUUGGGUGGUGGUAGUGGUGGUAGCGGUAGCGCACGGCGUGCCGCUGGCUGGUACGGUGCAAAGACGCUGAUUGUGGAAAGUGGACGGGCUGGUGGUACUUGCGUCAACGUCGGCUGUGUCCCCAAGAAGAUGACCUGGAAUUUCGCUUCCGUCAACGAAGCUCUCCACGUCGGCGAGCACUACGGCUACGACAUCCCCAAGGACGUCAAGAUCAACUACCGUCAAUUCAAGGAAACCCGCGACGCCGUCGUCAAACGUCUGAACGGUGCCUACGAGAGAAACUGGGGCAAGGAAGGCAUCGACCUCGUGCACGGCCGCGCUCGGUUCGUCGAGCCCAAGGUCAUCGAGGUUACGCUCAGUGACGGCGCAAAGGCGCGGUACUCGGCGCCUCACAUUCUCAUCGCGACCGGUGGCCGGCCCACCAUUCCCCCUGUCAAGGGUGCCGAGCAUGGUAUCACUAGCGACGGGUUCUUUGAGAUCGAGGAGCUCCCGCCCAAGGUUGCUGUCGUGGGUGCGGGUUACAUUGCCGUCGAGCUGGCUGGUGUCAUGGCUGCCGUCGGCGUGGAGACCCACAUGUUCAUUCGGGGUGAGACGAUGCUGCGCAAGUUCGACCCUAUGAUUCAGAAGACGAUGACGGAGCGGUACGAGGCGACCGGCGUGCGCAUGCACAAGAAGCACGGCGGGUUCAAGGAGGUGCAGCUGGUGAAGGACGGCAAGGGCAAGGACAAGGUGCUCAAGCUGAUUGGCAAUGACGGGUCGGAGGAGGAAUUCAACGAGCUGCUGUGGGCUAUCGGUCGUCAGCCCGAGGUCGAGGAUCUGCAUCUCGAGGUCCCCGGCGUGAAGCUCAACGAAAGUGGCCACAUCGUUGUCGACCAGUACCAGAACACCUCGGCGGAUGGUGUUUAUGCUCUCGGCGAUGUCACUGGCGUUGCGGAACUCACACCAGUGGCCAUUGCAGCCGGUCGCCAACUCGGCAGCCGUCUCUUCGGCCCCCCGGCCCUCAAAUCCGCUAAACUGUCCUACGAGAAUAUUCCCACCGUGGUCUUUGCGCACCCCGAAGUCGGCACCAUCGGUCUGACCGAGCCGCAAGCCCGCCAACGCUACGGUGACGACAAGGUCAAGGUUUAUUAUACCAAAUUCACCGCGAUGUACUACGACGUGCUCCCGGCAGAGGAGAAGAAGAAGAACCCGACCGAGUUCAAGAUUGUGUGUGUCGGUCCCGAGGAGAAGGUGGUCGGUCUGCACAUUCUGGGUCUCGGCGUGGGCGAGAUGCUGCAGGGUUUCGGUGUCGCGAUCAAGAUGGGUGCUACCAAGAAGGACUUUGAUAGCUGUGUUGCUAUCCACCCGACCAGUGCAGAGGAGUUGGUGACCAUGCGGUAG